Messenger RNA from Cavia porcellus (domestic guinea pig), 9434 nucleotides. It is a transcript of the gene Tacc2, whose product is annotated as transforming acidic coiled-coil containing protein 2. Gene Ontology annotation, biological process: mitotic spindle organization; cell population proliferation; cerebral cortex development. The record is from RefSeq and is a predicted model, not a curated record. The transcript has 24 exons. Bases 219 to 8957 code for a protein of 2912 amino acids. NCBI's taxonomy places the organism in Eukaryota, Metazoa, Chordata, Mammalia, Rodentia, Caviidae. Gene Ontology annotation, cellular component: cytoplasm.
CGCCUCGCCUCGCAGGCCAGCGUUCCCAACCCUAAGCCAAUGCACAUUUAUAGAACAAUUCCAUGUGAUCCUGAGGAAGGCGGACUGCAGGCGGAGGGCAGUGCUGAAAAGUUGUAAUCUCAGAAGAGAGGACUCUUCCCUCUUGCUGCUCUUCAUGCUAAGAGGACACUGGGGGCCUCUGACAAAAUUCUGAGGGACCCUGGGCAUCCUGGCUCACCAUGGGCAACGAGAGCAGCACCUUGGACCACCAGCAGGAGGAUGCUAGCUUGCAUAACGUCAUCCUGUGGCCUCCAAACCCCGAGCCUCUGCAGCGGACUUCAUCAGCUCAGAGUCCAAGAUCUGCGCAAUCACCUGGGGACAAGAAGGGGGGAGAUUCUCCCAGAAGCCCUGAUGGUGUGGACUUGUCCAGUGUUGGGCUUGGAAGCUCCUGUUCCACUUCUGAGACUGCUGCCAGCCCAGACCCGUGCAUCGUGUCCUCAGAGGUGACAGAGCCAAGGAAACACCCGCAGGAAGCCAGCGGUCCAGAAGGAUCUCCACUGUCUAGCCUAACACCGCCCCAGGAGCAGCAGUGUCCCUUGACCUCCAUGCCCUUCACUGAGUGCCCUCCGGAAGGUUGCUUAGAAGGCCCAGCAGCAGCACCUGAAGAUGCUGUCACCCAGCACACAAGGAGGGAGCCUUCUCCAAGUGACCCAGGGGACUCCAUGGCAUUUACCUCUGAAGGGGACAGUAUGGCUGCCAUAGUCUCAAGUGCUGGGGGAGACAAAGAGAUGAAGACAGAGGAACAAACUUUUACCUCCGACAGUACCACUGACCACUUGCCAGGAAUUUCACCAGUACCUCCAGCAGAGCCAAGGAAGGAGCUUCUAUGUGCAGAGGGCUGCUUAGAGUCUCAGGGGAAAGAAGGUGUAAGUGACUGUUCCCCUGCAGAAUCCAGGCUCAGUGUGGCUUCUUCCCAUCCAGGCAAGGAGAGCUCAGCUGGCCAAGUGGAAUAUCCUCUAGAACCUGAGACCAUGGUCCCACAAGAUUCAACUCCAAGAACAGUGGACAGAGAAAGAGGCCAAGUACAGGUGUCACCUCAGCAUUUAGCCAAUGACUUGGAAUUCCUUAGUUCCUGCCAUUCCCCUGGGAGCAAUUCAGGGGCUACCCAUGAAGCUGAAGCUACUGCUUCCCAGGAAAGUUGCCAGCAGCAAAUGAAGGCACAUCUGCUCCACACAGAACUGUCCUUGGAUCCACUGAGUUCUGCAUUAGUGCGAGGGAAGGAAACUCUGGAUGCUGGUGAUGCUCACAGCCACUUGCAGAUAGGGACGAAAGGUGUAGAGUCCCAUCAAGUUAUUGAUGUAGCAACAGACAUCCAGGAAGAUGGGAGUUCACUUGGGAGCCCCAAGCCCAUUCCACUUACCCCAACUGAAGAAACACACCCAGCUUCAAGCUCCACAUCAUCCCCACCCACUGGGAUUCUUGCUGCCACAGAAGGAAACAGUUUGUUGGCCAGGGACAUGGCUUCCAAAACUGAAAUGCCCGUUUCUGUAGGUUUGGUCAAAGAGCUGGUGGAUGAAAAGUUGGCAAGACUGGAAAACUGGUCAUCAGAUCUUGGAAAAGAGCAAGAGCAUUCAGAAGCAAGUCCUGGAGAGGUUUCUGCCUCAUUGCCCCAGGAGGGAGCAGAGCUCUGGAACUGGGAGCAAAGCCAUGCAAUGCCCCGAGAGGUAAUAUUGUCCCCUCCUCCUCCUCCUGCAGAGGCUUCAAGGAAAAGUAUGGAGAGCUCAAUAGGGUCAGAGGAGGGAACCAAGGGCCCUGAGGAUGCUGGAAAUCCAGUUGUAGCUAAAGAGAAAGGCCAUGGAGACAACUCUGCAGGACUAGAAGGACAGCCUGGAAACCAGAGGGGAGAAGAGUCUCAAACUUUCCAGUGCAAGCCUUAUGGGAAGGUGGUCAAAGAUGGGGUCUUAAAGCCAAGCGAUGAUUCAGAGAACACAAUGUUUUCCAACUCAGAUUCAGCACAACCACCCAGAGAGGGAGACACAGGACACACGGACUCUGGGUCAACGGAGACAGCAUGGCAAGUGGCAGCUGAAAUCCAUGUGGCUGGUGCAGAUAUCUCGGCUCACAAACCCCACAAGGAGGAUCCUGUCCUGACCGCAGUACCAGGGGAUACUGGCAAGUAUGUUGCUGUUCCGGAAAAGCCAGGAUUACUGACCAAAUGUCUGGACAUGCUUCAAGAUAGGGAAGGACUGGGAAAAACAGAGCAUCCUUCUGCUUUACAAUCUGAAAAAUCAGAUUUCCUGUCAAAUUUUGCCAGAGAGGUUGUAACUAAAGCUCAGGAGGUGGAGCACACUUUGGAAAAAAGGAUGACAGUCUGCCCAUGCCCACAGAAGCCCUGCAGCUGCAACACUGAGGGCUUGUUGACAUCCCCAGGUCAACCUUGUGGGCCAGGGCAAGAUGCAGCUGGACAGGAAGUUCCUGCUGGUAUGCCACCUCCCCCCGACGGGGAGACUGCAGCAACAGACUGCAUGUUCACUACUCUCAGCCUGACUCAAGACUGUCAGGGAAACUCAUCCUGCCCAGGGGACAGCCAAACAAAAGGAGCUGCAUCAGAGUGUCCCCCACUGCCUUCUGAAAACCAUCUCCAGCCAUCCCAAUUAGACUCAGAAGCAUCCGUAUUCGAUAUUCUCAGGGAGAAGACCCAGCCACUAACAAAUGGGGAAGAGGCUGACUCAGGUGAUUCAGAGUUUCAGAACCAGGGUGCAGAGUCUUCCCAAAUCCACAUACCUGUGGAGCCUCAGCCGGAUGUGCCCCUACCCACUCCCAGAGGAUGGGAACAAGUUACUGGGUCAGAACUUCAAAGCCAGCUCCCCAAAGGCAUUCAGUCUGCUGCUCCAAGUUCAUCUCCCAAGGACACAGUUCUGGAGAGUUCUCCACUAGUGGAGUCAGAAUUGUCAACCCCAAUAGGACAGACGUUGCCUGCACUAGGGAAGUCUGAGCAAGAGGCCAUAGGCUGUGGUGGCCAGCAGCCUCCUCCUGCAGAUGCCUUAAAAGACUCUUCUCUUGCAGGGGACUUGGGAGGAAAGGAAAGUUGCUGUGCUGGGCAGGGACCAAACAAGUCCCAACAAGAGCUGGUUGGUGUUUUGAAAGCAGGCAGCCAGCAUGAAGAAGCAUGUUGCAAGGAUGCAGGACUUUCUGAAGCAGCUGACGCCUGGGCCCUGCCGCAGGGUUUGGGUAAGACAGAGACGGCAAGUAGAGACACAGUGGAGGCCCCGCCUUGUCCACCUGACUCAGUAGAUCUCCUGGAUGCAGCUCAUUGCCUGCUGGUCACAAUACCUGCCAGUGCCAGAGUCACACCCACCCAGGAUGCCCCAGAGAAUCAGGCAUACAAUAAAAGCCAGGAAGACAGGCAGGAACCAGCGCCGGCCCCACAGCAGGGAACGGAGUGCCCAGCCAUUAUGGAUACAGAGGCCCAAAAACUUCUUGGAAGUUUCCCAUCACCUGAGAAGCAAAGUGAAGAUACAGUUGCUGAGAGUGGUGCAAAUGCCAGUGAAAGAGACCCCAGGAUGCCACAGGUUCCCCAAGAACCAGAAGUCACUCAGAGCGGGGGCUUGUCUCUGACCGAGUGCUGCUUUACAUCUGAGAAUGAAGACUCUACCUUGGCCCUGGGUGAGCCUUGCCAUGUUGAGCAGCUUGUGGCCAGCGGCCAGAGUGCCUUGCUCUCAGUCAGAGAACUGGGUGGUGUACUGAGGAACACUGCGGGUAUUUCUGCCUGCCAGACUGUCCCUAACCCAAAGAGGUGUCUGCUAUCUGGGUCACAUGAAGAGGCUGAUCCUGACACCCCUUACCUGCAUAUUGAUGGUGCUGCCAGGCAAGGAGCAAAAGACAGUAUAGUGAAAGCUAUUUCCUCUGAGGGCCUUCAGCCUCCUAGUGAAAGCCCCCACCGCAAAGAAGAGCCUCUACUUGCCCUUGGAAAUGCCGCCUCUGUGAAGCUGUCUGCUGGCUCCCUUGCUUCGCCCUUGCAUCCAGGAAUUGCUGGUGGGGAAAUCCCUGCAGUGCAGCCCAGCAAUGAAAGCCCCAAAGCUGGAAUCACUGAGGGACCUGUGGCCUCUGUGCCCUACCUGGACAGGAUGCCUCUCCUGGCCAACGGUAAGCAGAUUACAGGGGAGGAUACACUGGCCACAGAUCCAGACCCAGGCACCAGACCAUGUGAGAUUCCUGCUAGUGAGGAUGGCAUGGUGGCUGAUACAGAAAGAGAGACAGCGGGCAGUGGGGAGAGGAUGGUAGAUCCUUCCCCAGAUCCAAAGAGGGAUGUAUCAUGUACUAUGGAGACAUGCUCCAAGCAGACCAACAUGAUCACUGGGUUCCCUGACUUCAGGGAGCACAUCACCAAGAUCUUCGAGCAGUCUGUGUUUGGAGCACUGGCCACUGAUCAGCCCCAGAGUGCACCUAGUGAAAAGGCAGGAACUGGGAGAAAUGUGGUGGGCAAGCACCCUGCCACACCGCUAAACCCAGAAAAGUAUCUAGAUGGGACUCAAGGAGUGGCCGUUACCCUUCUGCCUGCUCCUCCUGCUGAACUUUUGGCAGAGAAGAAACAAGAAUGGGCUGUUGAAGCUGAGAUUUCCCAUUUGGUUUCCCAGGAUCCAGCUCCAGACAAGCUUCUGGCUCUGGCAGGACCAGCCUUGGAGCAGAAUCUGCCAGGUGCCAAUGCUGAGCAAGAGACCACUGCUAUCCCACUGAUAGGGCGAAGUGAGAGGCCAGAGGGGGAUAAGGAGGUCUGUGCAGGCCUGGGAUCCCAGGCUCACUCACAGCUUGAGACGAGUGAGCAGGAAUUAGCUGUAGGACUUCCCUCACCUGUGCUGGCCAAUCAGGGGAUGCCUACAGAAGGGACCACUGACUCCAAGGUAAGUCCUCAGAGCAGCGGAGAAGAGGCCUUGGGCUUGGCUCAACAUGACAGAAUUCCUUCUGGAGAACAGCACCAGGGAACACCAACCUGUGACAGCCGACACAGAAAAGAUGGUCCCCUUGACUUCGCUCCCACAGGGGGAUCAGAUGAUGAGCUAGGAUCAACCCACAUCCUUGAAACCUCUUUUCCUAGUGGGGAUGUGCUGAUUGUGCCUGAAGCUAACAGUGAGCCUGGGACCCCUCAAAACCUUGGGGCUGGGAAAAAGCCUGAGGUUGCUGCCACCAUCUUGGAAAUGCAAAAUGCCCUGGACUACAAGAGCACCCCUAAGCCGCAGGCUGGAGAAAUGUCAGACACUCUGCUAGAGCCCAGCAAAGUGACAGGAGCUGCUGGGGAAGCCCAGGGCGACAUCACAUCACACUCAGCUGAGACAUGGGCAAGUGCAUCUGGUGACUUGACUGAAACAGGUACUACAAGGAUGUUCUCUGGUAUGCCUUGUGACUCAGCGUUGCCAGGGAGCUGUCAAUACUCUGACAGGGAUCAGGUGAUGGAGGACACACAGUUGGACAGCACAGUUGGACACCAGGAGGCCACGGAGCAGCCAGGGCCUGAACUCCCUGCUCCUGCUGGGCACAUGAAGGUGUGUGACUCUUCAGUGGCUGAAAAAACCAGAGACCCAAAGCUGCAGGACGCGGCUCCAGAAGAGCUCCACGCUGGCAGGAGGAGCCCUGGGCCUGUCUCAGCCACCUUGCCUUUGGUCCCUGAGGAUGCUCGAAGAGUCCCUUCCGAUGAGGCCAAAAAUGCAAGAAGGCUAGAAAGCUCACCUGUAACAGAUGAUGUCAUCCAGCCAUCUGCCCCCACAGACCUGGAAAACCCACCCAUAGCUACCUCCUCCCACCACCGUGUUGCUGCUGGUGUCUCUACGGAUCUGACAGCUCAGAGGAGUUCGGACUCUGAAGAAGCAUUUGAGACCCCAGAGUCAACAACCCCUGUUAAAGCUCCUCCGGCCCCACCCCCACCACCCCCUGAAGUUAUCCCAGAACCUGAAAUCAGUGCACCACCAGCCCCGGAAGAACCAGGAUGCUGUUCUGAGACAGUCACCAUCCCCGAUGGCCCGUGUAGUAACUCAGUGGAAGGAAGUCCUUUCCGACCCCCACACUCCUCCUCUGCCGUCUUCGAUGAAGACAAGCCGAUAGCCAGCAGUGGGACUUACAAUUUGGACUUUGACAACAUCGAGCUGGUGGAUAACUUGCAGAGCUUGGAGCCUCGCUCCUCAGACUGUAGGAGCCAGGACUGCAAGGGGAGCACACGCAGGAAGUCUACGGAGUCUGUGCUCCCCUCCAAGUCCACGCUGUCCCGCUCGCUCAGCCUUCAAGCCAGUGACUUUGACGGUGCUUCCUGCCCAGGCAGUCCCGAGGCUGUGGCUGUCACCACAGAUGCCUGCAGCACAGGGUCCAACAGUGCUUCUAGUACUCUCAAGCGAACUAAAAAACCGAGGCCACCUUCCUUAAAAAAGAAACAGACGUCCAAGAAGCCCACAGAAACCCCCUCAGUGAAAGAGACCCAGCAAGAGCCAGUCGAAGAGAGUCCCGUCCCCUGCGAGGAGCAUCUGACAUCUGAGACAAAGACGGAGUUGGCCACGGCCGAGGGCCCCGGGUCCGUCCUCCUGGAGGAGACGCCCCUGGAGCCUGCCACUGUGCCCCCAGCUGCCUCUCCUCCAGACUCAGACUGCACAGAGGGUGCUUGUCCCCCAGCUUCUGGAGGUGGCAGGGUGCAGAACUCACCUCCCAUUGGGAGGAAAACACUGCCUCUUACCACGGCCCCUGAGGCACUGGAGGUGACCCCAUCAGAUAGCAGGGGCCAAGAGGACUCCCCGGCCAAAGGGCUCUCAGUGAGGCUGGAGUUUGACUAUUCUGAGGACCAGGGUAGUUGGGACAACCAGCAGGAGAAUCCCCCACCUACCAAAAAGAUAGGCAAAAAGCAGGUUGCCAAAAUGCCCCUGAGGAGGCCAAAGAUGAAAAAGACACCUGAGAAACUUGACAACACUCCUGCCUCACCUACCAGAUCCCCUGCCGAACCCAAUGACAUCCCUGUCGCUAAAGGUACCUACACCUUUGAUAUUGACAAGUGGGAUGACCCCAAUUUUAACCCCUUUUCUUCCACUUCAAAAAUGCAGGAAUCUCCCAAAUUGCCCCAGCAGUCAUAUAACUUUGACCCAGACACCUGUGAUGAAUCCCUUGACCCCUUUAAGACAUCCUCUAAGACCCCUAGCUCACCUACUAAGUCCCCAGCCUCGUUUGAGAUCCCAGCCAGUAUUGAAGCCAAUGGAGUGGACGGGGAUGGGCCCAACAAGCCCGCCAAGAAGAAGAAGACUCCCCUAAAGACGAUGGUUGAAGAUGUGAUGUCUGUGUGUUCUCUGUUUGACACAUUUAGGGUGAAAAAGUCGCCAAAACGGUCUCCUCUCUCUGAUCCACCUUCUCAGGACCCCACUCCAGCUGCAACACCAGAGACACCACCAGUCAUCUCUGCAGUGGUGCAUGCAACAGAUGAGGAAAAGCUGGCGGUCACCAGUCAGAAGUGGACAUGCAUGACAGUGGACUUGGAGGCUGACAAACAGGACUUCCCACAGCCCUCAGACUUGUCCACCUUUGUAAAUGAGACCAAAUUCAGUUCACCCUCGGAGGGUAAGCAAUCUGGUGGCCAGCUGCACGCCCACCCUGUCUUGGAGAAUACCGCCCCUAGGGAGCAAAAGGCCAGGAAAGACACUUCUCAGCCAGAGUUGGACUACAGAAACUCCUAUGAAAUUGAAUAUAUGGAAAAAAUUGGCUCCUCCUUACCUCAGGACGAUGACACCCCGAAGAAACAGGCCUUGUACCUUAUGUUUGACGCGUCUCAGGAGAGCCCCAUCAAGUCUCCUCCAGUCCGGAUGUCAGACUCCCCGACGCCAUGUUCAGGGUCUAGUUUUGAGGAGAGUGAAGCCCUUGUGAAUGCUGCAGCAAAAGUCCAGCAUCCUGUCACACGAGGACUGGCCACCAGCCAAGAGCCACACUUGCAAGUGCCAGAGAAAUCCUCCCAGAAAGACCUGGAGGCCAUGGCCUUGGGGACCCCUUCAGAGGCCGUUGAAAUUACAGCUCCCGAGGGUGCCUUUGCCUCUGCUGAUGCCCUCCUCAGCAGGCUAGCCCAUCCAGCCUCUUUCUGUGGUGCGCUUGACUAUCUGGAACCCGACUUAGCAGAAAAGAACCCCCCAGUAUUUGCUCAGAAACUUCAGGAGGAGUUAGAGUUUGCCAUCAUGCGAAUAGAAGCCCUGAAGCUGGCCAGGCAGAUUGCCCUGGCUUCCCGUAACCGCAAGGACACCAAGAGAGAGGCAGCUCACCCACCAGAUGUCUCCAUCUCCAAAACAGCCCUGUAUUCCCGCAUCGGGACCACUGAGGUGGAGAAGCCUGCAGGCCUUCUGUUCCAGCAGCCAGAUCUGGACUCGGCACUCCAGGUUGCCAGAGCUGAGGUCAUCACUAAGGAGAGAGAGGUCUCAGAGUGGAAAGAUAAAUAUGAAGAAAGCAGGCGGGAAGUGAUGGAGAUGAGGAAGAUUGUGGCUGAAUAUGAGAAGACAAUUGCACAGAUGAUAGAGGAUGAACAAAGAGAGAAGUCAGUAUCCCACCAGACAGUGCAGCAGCUGGUCCUGGAGAAGGAGCAAGCCCUGGCCGACCUGAACUCCGUGGAGAAGUCCCUGGCUGACCUUUUCAGGAGAUACGAGAAAAUGAAGGAAGUCUUAGAAGGUUUCCGCAAGAAUGAAGAGGUGUUGAAGAAAUGUGCCCAGGAAUACCUGUCCCGAGUGAAGAAAGAGGAGCAGAGGUACCAGGCCCUGAAGGUGCAUGCGGAGGAGAAACUGGACAGGGCCAACGCUGAGAUUGCCCAGGUUCGAGGCAAGGCCCAGCAAGAGCAAGCUGCCUACCAGGCCAGCCUGCGGAAGGAGCAGCUGCGAGUGGAUGCUCUGGAAAGGACACUGGAGCAGAAGAACAAAGAGAUAGAAGAGCUCACCAAGAUUUGUGAUGAACUGAUUGCCAAAAUGGGGAAAAGCUAACUCUGAACCAAAUGCCUGGACUUGACUGUUGCGUGCAAUAUGACCAUUGGCACACUGCUGUCCUUGAAGUUACAGGGACAGGUUCUGUUUUCACUUUUCGUAUGCACUACUGUAUUUCCUUUCUAAAUAAUGUUUGAUUUGAUUGUAUGCAUUACUAAGGAGACUAUCAGGAUUUCUUGCUAUUGGUUUGCAUUUUCCCAGUAUAAUUCAUAGCAAGUUGACCUCAGAGUUCCUGUAUCAGGGAGAUUGUCUGAUUCUCUAAUAAAAGACAAAUUGCUGACCUUGGCCUUGCCCUUUGUACACGAAUUCCCAGGGUGAGCAGCUUUUGAUUUAAUAUGAACCUGUACAGCGUGCAUAGGGACUCUUGCCUUAAGGAGUGUAAACUUGAUCCGCAUUUGCUGAUUUGUUUUAAAGAAUGCAUGUUUCAAAUAAAAUCUUCUAUUGUAAAUAAAUUUUUUUUCUUUGGAUCUUGGCAAA